This is a messenger RNA of Arabidopsis lyrata subsp. lyrata, 232 nucleotides long. RefSeq lists its product as uncharacterized. NCBI's taxonomy places the organism in Eukaryota, Viridiplantae, Streptophyta, Magnoliopsida, Brassicales, Brassicaceae. Bases 71 to 232 code for a protein of 53 amino acids. The record is from RefSeq and is a predicted model, not a curated record. The transcript has 2 exons.
CAACUGAUUCUAACUGGGUAAUUUUCAAAAACUUGAAAAUUGAGUGUUUCCGACCGUCGAAUCGGAUUCGAUGAACUGGGUUCAACGAAAAAUCUAUCUUUACAACGUCACCUUCGGGCUUUACAUGCUUGAUUGGUGGGAACGAUACCUAUUCAAUUCUUUGGUGAUAAUCUUGAUGUGGUUUAUUCUGUACAAUGGAUCUCGCUAUUUUUCAGAGCUCUGCAAGAGGUAA